Messenger RNA from Meriones unguiculatus (Mongolian gerbil), 721 nucleotides. RefSeq names its product gastrokine-3-like. Gene Ontology annotation, biological process: regulation of cell population proliferation. Bases 60 to 605 code for a protein of 181 amino acids. Lineage: Eukaryota; Metazoa; Chordata; Mammalia; Rodentia; Muridae. The transcript is spliced from 6 exons. The record is from RefSeq and is a predicted model, not a curated record.
AGUCCGUGGGUCGUAGAAAAUCGUAUUAUGCAUGCCGUCGCCUUAGCCUGAGAGACAACAUGAAAUGCUUUAUAACACCUUCCAUUCUUGUGACCAUCUUUCUAGUUCCAUCUCUGGCCCUUAUGAACACCAGUGACAGCCAUUCUCUGGUUGGCUCUGUGGGGACACAGACCGUCCGUGUUGAUGCCUCCCGACGUAUGGUCAGCAUCCAAGACAACAACGUUUUGAGUGAAUGGAAUGGAAUCAUGGACUACAGGAAUGCCCUCCUGGCGGCUAAGCUGUUUAAUAAGAUGGCCUGUGUCCUGGCCAAGAUGGAGCCCGCCGCCUUCCCAAGUUUGGAUGAGAUCGCCCAGGCCCUGGGCGAACAGGCUUCCGGUCACUACCCACCCACCCGCGGACUGACCUACACGGUUUUACCCAGCCGAGUCAAAAAUCUGGCCCAAUACGGAGUGGCGGUCAAGGAGCUGUGCCGAGCGGUGCCCGCCUACUUCGCUCGGCAGCAAAAAGAAGGUACAGCCCUGGCGAUUGACCCAGACUCCUGUUCUGAGCUCCAGCUUCUGUCCUUCAUGGGACUGUCCAUCUGUGGUGAGAUCCCUGGCCUCUGAACCCCUAAGUCAGCUGUGUGAAGACUGAACGUGCCUGGUCCAGCCUCUGCCUGUGAGAUGCGGCUCAUUCCAGUCCUCUGCAUUCCGGCUCCCCACGCAGCACCCAGCCCUGUAGU